Hipposideros armiger (great roundleaf bat) is the source of this 2659-nucleotide messenger RNA. Its product is annotated as eyes absent homolog 1. The record is from RefSeq and is a predicted model, not a curated record. Gene Ontology annotation, cellular component: nucleus. Lineage: Eukaryota; Metazoa; Chordata; Mammalia; Chiroptera; Hipposideridae. Gene Ontology annotation, biological process: multicellular organism development; positive regulation of DNA repair; negative regulation of extrinsic apoptotic signaling pathway in absence of ligand. The transcript has 6 exons. The annotation marks the transcript as partial. Gene Ontology annotation, molecular function: protein tyrosine phosphatase activity.
GAAUGUGACCAAGUUCAUAUAGAUGAUGUCUCCUCAGAUGAUAACGGCCAGGACCUGAGCACAUAUAACUUUGGAACAGAUGGCUUUCCUGCUGCGGCCACCAGUGCUAAUUUAUGCUUGGCAACCGGCGUGCGGGGCGGUGUAGACUGGAUGAGGAAGUUGGCUUUCCGCUACAGACGCGUAAAAGAGAUCUACAACACUUACAAGAAUAAUGUCGGAGGUCUGCUAGGUCCGGCCAAGCGGGAAGCGUGGCUGCAGCUGAGGGCCGAGAUCGAAGCCCUGACGGAUUCCUGGUUGACACUGGCCUUGAAAGCACUCACGCUCAUUCACUCCCGGACGAAUUGUGUGAAUAUUUUAGUAACAACUACUCAGCUUAUCCCAGCAUUGGCGAAAGUCCUGCUCUAUGGAUUAGGAAUUGUAUUUCCAAUAGAAAAUAUUUACAGUGCAACUAAAAUAGGAAAAGAAAGCUGUUUUGAGAGGAUAAUUCAAAGGUUUGGAAGAAAAGUGGUGUACGUCGUUAUAGGCGAUGGUGUGGAAGAGGAACAAGGAGCAAAAAAGCACGCCAUGCCCUUCUGGAGGGUCUCCAGUCACUCGGACCUCAUGGCCCUGCACCACGCUUUGGAACUGGAGUACCUGUGACCGCCCCAUAGCACUUUGAAACCGCACAGCUGCCCUGUGACCAGGGACACGUCCCGCAGGCCUGAGUCUCGUGUCCUCGCCCGACUCGUGACUUCCCGAUCUCUACCUACGGACGCUCAGCUGCCAUCUGCCCUUGUGGUAAAUGAAGGACCACGUUUAUUUCUUCAGAACAGCUGUUGCCACAAGUACUGUGAAUCCCAUGAAAACAAGCCAUGAGAAUGUUCUAGCACAGUGUAAUGUGUCUCCGCCACAUUAACUACAUGGUUCAAACCUGUGAAGAAAGGACCUGCGAACGCUUAAGGGUUUUAGCAUCUUCAAUGUGACGACACAAACAGCUUCUUCGGUACAGCUAACUUGAUUGCACAACCAAGACUGAAGUGUGUUUCCUGAACAUCAGUGGGGGAAUUUGCUUGUAAAGAAAGUUUACUUUUCGGCGUCUCCUACCCAGGGUAAUCAGUACUUAUUUAUGAACAGACUUUUCAAAGAAACAGCUUUAUGGAGGUAUAUAACCCCAGUGCACCGUCCCAUUCACUCCGACAGACUUUCUGGCGUCAAACAAUUGAAGGGAGAAGAGCGUAUGAAAGAAGCGAGUAAAGGCCUUCGCCUCAUGACACAGCAAGUACUUUGAAUUUUAGCACAUUGCAAAGUAGUUUAACGUAUGUCUAAUUUAAACGUGUAAUAUGUACAUCGCUGAGACAAUCAUGUACAGAAAGAAUUUUGGGUGUAAAUUUGUAAUAAUGGAUGAUUCUUUUACAUAUUGUUUAGAAAAUAUUGAAAGGUAGCAAUGCCUGGAUAGUGAAAUAUGAGGCAGUCUGUGCACGAACUCACGUGCAGUGCCUUAUCCAAGUAUACUGGGUAUAAAUAUGUAGAUAAUGGGGUGUUUUUUAGUUAAUGUUGUCAAGACCAAAAGCAUGGAUGUCAAGUGUCAAUAGGAUUUUUCCCCCCAUCAGUUCUUUUUUUUCCUUUUUCUUUCUUUUUUUUUUUUUUAUGCUGUUAGGAGGGCUUUGGGGAAAGAACAUAGCAGUUGUCUUGAGUCAUUUGGAAAAAAACCUUCCUCUUACCACCUCACUUUUUCGUCUUCAACACUAAUGUGUGGGGCUGUCAGAAAAGUCAUGAUGCAUUUUUGCAAUGAAAAACAUAGAAAAAAUACGUCAUGACUUUUCUGACAACCCUAUAUGUUACUACUUGGGGAAAAAAAUGAUUAUUCAAAUGCUUCUUUUUCCAGAAAGAAUGCAGAGGAUAGCUAUAUUUUUUAAUAAAAUGGUUCAUGAAUUGGAAACGAACAAAGCGAAGUUUUCGUGUGCUCAGAUUUGAGUGUCUGCAUUUUCUUGUUGCGAUAAAGGAGGACAUUACCCCAUAGCUGGAAAUUAGCAAACCUUUGCAUUCCUCCCUACAGUUGCAUUCCCUGUUUUCCUCCACUCUCCCCCACCAUCCCAAGGAAGUUCAUUGCUGGCAGUGGACACGGAGCCCGGUCAUCAUUUCCAAGGAAACAAUGUUCCUCUUCACCUUAUUAUGUAUUACACAGCAAGCAUAAAUAUGGGAAAUAAAAGUUGUCACUUUUGUUGUACCAUAAAAAGUUUCUCCAGAAGUGGUCAGUUUUGGUACUAGUUUCUUUCUCUCAUCUAGAAAGCCUUCCAUUGUCAUGAAAUUACUUUUUGAAUGAAUUUUCUUGAAUAUUAUAUUGGGGGGAAAAAAGAAACACCAGCUUUGACCCAAAGUAGCUCAAGAGCUACCCUAUCCUUUUCUGAAGUUUCAUGUUGCUGCUAGAAUUAGUCAGUUUUGAAUUCUCCAAAUUGUUUAACAAUGGAUUUUCUUUCUUUUUUUUUUUUUUUUUGCUUGAAGCAAACCGAAGUUGACAGUUUUUUAGCCUUUUCAUUUUACGUUUUUGUACUCUGCAAAUUGAAAAGACAAAGUUUUAUCUUGGCCUUAACUGUAUAAAAGUGUGUUGUGUCCACAACUGUGUACAGAAUUUUUCUUCAUUCAUUUUGUGUUUAAAUUAAUAAAAUUGAUUUGUGAAGUA